AUGGACAAGAAGAAGGGUCUACUGGAGAACGAGCAGUUCCUCCGCAUCCAAAAGCUCAACGCUGGCGAUGCCGGUAAAAGACAGUCCAUAACAGUCGACAACGAAGAUGAACUCUAUGGGUUGAACUCUGCCAGCAACUCGCCUGUUGGGGAGCACACUACCACCACGGUCACACAGAACCACAGCGUCGUGGCUUCGAACGGAGACGUUGCAUUCAUUCCGGGAACCACUACAGAAGGUGACACCGAGACCGUCACUCAAAAAGUGGUUGAAACAGACGAGCGCGUGUUCAAGACCCAUGUCAAGACUCUGAGCUCCAAGGAGAAAACACGGUACAGGCGCGGGUCCCCCAACUUCACAUCGUACUUUGAUGAUAUGUCAUUUGAACAUAGGCCCAGUAUAUUGGAUGGGUCCGUGAACGAACCCUUUCAGACCCAAUUCGUGGGCCCCACUUUGGAAAAGGAGAUAAGAAGAAGAGAAAAGGAGCUCGUGACCAUGCGUAGAAAUCUGCAUCAACGGGAAUCCUCUUCGGAUGCCGUCGCCUCACCGGAGAAAAAUGACAGCGCCGCUUCCACUGCCGCCGCCGCCGCUGCCGCCACUAAAGAGACAGUCGUCACCGUCGAGACUACCGCACUCUCUUCCAAUUUCUCCGGGUUGUACGUGGCAUUCUGGAUGGCAAUUGCAUUUGGCGCUGCAAAGGCCUUGAUAGACUAUUAUUACCAACACGAUGGCAGUUUCAAAGAUUCAGAGAUCUUGAAAUUCAUGACGACAAACCUGUCCACUGUGGCUUCGGUCGACCUCAUAAUGUACUUGAGCACUUAUUUCGUCGUUGGAAUACAAUACCUGUGUAAGUGGGGGGUGCUGAAGUGGAGCUCUACCGGCUGGAUCUUCACCUCGAUUUACGAAUUAUUGUUUGUCGUGUUCUACAUGUACUUGACAGAAAACAUCCUAAAAUUGCACUGGCUAUCCAAGAUUUUCCUCUUUUUGCAUUCUUUGGUUUUGUUGAUGAAAAUGCACUCUUUUGCCUUCUACAACGGUUAUCUAUGGGGCAUAAAGGAGGAGCUACAGUUUUCCAAAAGGGCUUUGGCCAAAUACAAGGAUUCUAUAAAAGAUUCUGAAGUUAUCGAUGCUCUUGAGAAGAGUUGCGAUUUUUGUAGUUUUGAAUUGAACUCUCAAUCAUUGAACGACCAGAAGCAGAAGUUCCCCAAUAAUAUCAGUGCAUGCAAUUUUUUCUGGUUCACUAUGUUCCCCACCCUAAUCUACCAAAUCGAAUAUCCAAGAACCAAGGAGAUUAGAUGGAUCUAUGUGUUGGAAAAAAUUUGCGCCAUCUUCGGUACCAUUUUCCUAAUGAUGAUCGAUGCGCAAAUUUUGAUGCACCCUGUCGCUAUGAGAGCGGUGGCUGUACGCAAUUCAGAAUGGACCGGCAUAUUAGAUAGACUAUUGAAAUGGAUCGGAUUGCUCGUUGAUAUCGUUCCGGGCUUCAUCGUGAUGUACAUCCUAGAUUUUUAUUUGAUUUGGGAUGCCAUUUUGAAUUGUGUAGCGGAAUUGACAAGAUUCGGCGACAGAUAUUUCUAUGGUGAUUGGUGGAACUGUGUCAGUUGGGCAGACUUUAGUAGAAUUUGGAACAUCCCAGUGCAUAAGUUUUUGUUAAGACACGUUUACCACAGUUCAAUGAGUUCGUUUCAAUUGAAUAAGAGUCAGGCAACUUUAAUGACCUUCUUCCUGAGCUCCGUCGUUCACGAACUGGCCAUGUAUGUUAUCUUCAAGAAACUGAGAUUCUACUUGUUCUUCUUCCAAAUGAUGCAAGUGCCAUUGGUAGCAUUGACCAACACUAAAUUCAUGAGAGACAAAACCAUAAUUGGAAAUGUUAUUUUCUGGCUUGGUAUUUGCAUGGGGCCCAGUGUCAUGUGUACGCUGUACUUGACAUUUUAA
Molecule: messenger RNA, 1932 nt
Organism: Saccharomyces kudriavzevii IFO 1802
Lineage: Eukaryota; Fungi; Ascomycota; Saccharomycetes; Saccharomycetales; Saccharomycetaceae
Gene: ARE2
Product: sterol acyltransferase
Exons: 1
Coding region: 1-1932 (643 amino acids)
Biological process (GO): ergosterol metabolic process
Cellular component (GO): endoplasmic reticulum membrane
Molecular function (GO): ergosterol O-acyltransferase activity
Source: RefSeq, a predicted model, not a curated record